AUGCUGGGCCCCCGCGGCGUGACGCGAGCACGGCAGCUCCGCCCCCUGCGUCUCUGGCCUCGCCGGCCUUGGGGGGAUGGUUCCAUCAUGGCGUCAAUGCAGAAACGACUACAGAAAGAACUGUUGGCUUUGCAAAAUGACCCACCUCCUGGAAUGACUUUAAAUGAAAAAAGUGUUCAAAAUUCAAUUACACAGUGGAUUGUAGACAUGGAAGGUGCACCAGGUACCUUAUAUGAAGGGGAAAAAUUUCAACUUCUAUUUAAGUUUAGUAGUCGAUAUCCUUUUGACUCUCCUCAGGUCAUGUUUACUGGUGAGAAUAUUCCUGUUCAUCCUCAUGUUUAUAGCAAUGGUCAUAUCUGUUUAUCCAUUCUAACAGAAGACUGGUCCCCAGCGCUCUCAGUCCAGUCAGUUUGUCUUAGCAUUAUUAGCAUGCUUUCCAGCUGCAAAGAAAAGAGACGACCACCAGAUAAUUCUUUUUAUGUUCGAACAUGUAACAAGAAUCCAAAGAAAACAAAAUGGUGGUAUCAUGAUGAUACUUGUUGAUGCCACUGUUCUCAUCCUCCUAGCAGAAGAUAGUCCUACUGAGAAAAUGAGCACUUUGAUCAUUCAGUCUUUGAACUUUAACCUUUGACUGGAAGUGACCUAUAGGCAAUGAAGACUGCUUCCUUUGACUGCAUUUUUACUUGUGUGCAUUCGGGGCGCAUGUUGAUCGCUGGUUGAGUCCAGGCAACUGACAUGCUUUGAUUAGUCAUACAGUAUUAAUGCAGGUGUCAGGAAAUGUCAAAUAUAAUUCCAUUUUUUAUUUUUAUUUUUUUAAGCUUUUGAAAAGUUCCAGGUCCUCAUGUAUUGUGCAAUAACAAUGACUUCCUUGGCGGUUUUGCGACGUUCGUUGCCGGCAAUGGACGUUGUAACAGGAAAAAAUUUCAUUAAUUUCUGCCACUCAAUGAUUAAUGCGUGAUAGGGCCUAUGACAUGAACUUAACGGUUAGAGUGGGAUUAUAAAUAAAGUGAGGGAUCCAACAUUACUCUGAAAGUCACCCCAACUGCUCAUAUUUGGAUUCUAUGCACUGUGAACCUAAGGUUAACAGCAUGAAUUAACAUGCGUCUUUAAAGGACUGUAAUGAAAGAUCAUUGCGUAUUUAUUGAAUUGUUUAUAUCUGCUGUCAAAUUGUUUUGACAUGGACAGUUUUCAAGUAACAUUGGCAGAGAGGUACAAUAAGUUAUCCCUAUGGUGAAAAUAAAUUCGUUUGUUGUACAUAGUUCCUCAAUCUCUGAAGUAAAGGUAUGAGUAAUAUAGGGUAUAAAUGGUGUAAUCAAGGCUUUAUUUUGGAAGUAAGAAAAAUGGCAGUGAUGAUUAAACUGCUACAGUCCAUAAUUUGGGCCUGUUGUUUGUACAUUAUCAAUUUUUUCCAAAUAGAUGACACUCUGUUACUUCCUGCUAGCCAUCAGCAUGAGCCCUACUGCCUAAACACUAUUUCAUUUAUUUAUGUUUGGAAAAUCCAUAAACAUUUUUGUUUGCAAUUUUGUUUCUUUUGUUAUGUUUGAAGUCAAGUUUGAAUGUUAUGAUAUUUUUAAUUGAAAAACUUUUGUCAAGUUUUUUCUUGUAAAUUUUCUUUACUUGUAAGUAUCAUCUUGUCCUUCUAUUCUGUACCCUAAAAUAAGAAAUACAUUUUUGACAGAGGCUUAAUGUUUUAACAAAAGAGUGUGGACAUUUUUAUUUUAAAAUUUAGGCAAAAGUGCAUUAUAGAACGGUAUGUUUGCUUAUUUGUCUCACACAACCAUACAGGUUUUUUUUCUUAGAGGGAUUUGUUUGUUUUGUUCUGUUUUGUUGUUAUUUAAGACUUCACUUACAGGUAGACAACAUUUUUCUAUAGAAAAAAAAUUGUUUGAAAGGUCCAACUCUCAGUACCGUGUAAGUUGAUACUGCAACUAGGUUCUCUUUUUAAAAAGCAAUUAAUGUAUUUUAUAAAUUACCUUUUCGCAUAUGCAAAAUCUGUUUCUACUACAAUGUUAUUUUUACUAAUGCCUGUUGUUGCACUCUAUGACAUAUCCUACAGUGAAUAUAUGAAUCAAUUUGGGCUUAAAAAUGAAAGCCAGUUGGCUGAAAGGUUUGAAAUAUGUACCCCAGCGAAACCAUCCAAUCAAUAAUUGGCAGAGAAUAUUUUAAAAAUUGUUUUUAAUCUCUGUAUAGAUGACAUUUUGUAGCUUUGUACAUGUUGUUAAUUAAGGGCAUAUAAUUUUACACUCUAAAAGUAUAAUUGUUGAACUCAGGGGUGGGUAGACUUCAAAAAUACGUCUGCUGUAGAAAUUAACUUGAAAAAUUUUUAAACUAUGGCCAGCCACCAAAUUGUGGACACUGUUUAUACUGCUAGUUAUUAAU
Messenger RNA from Budorcas taxicolor (takin), 2379 nucleotides. It is a transcript of the gene UBE2W, whose product is annotated as ubiquitin conjugating enzyme E2 W. The coding region runs from base 1 to 543 and encodes 180 amino acids. The record is from RefSeq and is a predicted model, not a curated record. The transcript is spliced from 6 exons. NCBI's taxonomy places the organism in Eukaryota, Metazoa, Chordata, Mammalia, Artiodactyla, Bovidae.